UAUUUGAGUAAUUAAUUCUCUUAGACAAAGGAGCUGCUAAAAACCAGCCCGACCCUGACAUGUUCUAAGUGACAUUUUCCAAUCGCAAACAUCGAUUUUGGCGUUGGGUGGAGCAGUGAGGAGACUCCGCGGCACACGCCAUUGCUUUCACAAUGUGUAUGAUAGGAACUGUAUAUGAGAAAGCAAAGAAAUAAGGAGGCCUGGGGUCAGGACCGGCCUGGUUGCCAGGUCUCCCUCAGGCAGGAAAGACGCGUCCUCGCAGCCUGGAACUUUGUGUGUCCGGUUCUGGCUGCCCGGGCCGCCGGGGAAGCAUUUCAGAGUGGGACCGCGAGAAGCCGCUUGUAAACAGAGCCGGGCCGGGAUGGUCUGCGUCCGGGCGGGCUGUCACUGUGAGGCGGGCGGCAGGCUGCAGGAGCCAAGCCCAAGCCGGGAGCGGACUGCAGGCCCCGCAGGUGAAGGAAGAGUAGAAGCCGGCGCCCGGGAAAUCACGGAUUGGCAUGGCAUUGCUUUGACAAGUACUUCCUGUUGUCUUCACAGAAGUCUCUCUGCAGAAUAAUCUCAAAGGAAUAUUUGGUCUCCCAAAUAUUAAUGCCCAUUACCCACUGAAAAAUGCUCUUAAUUGCUGGGAAAACAUCAACCACCCUUGUGUUUAGCCUGCUCCAGGAAGCCCAAUGAAGCUUUCUUCCAGUUGUUUCCAUAGCUGUAUUGCUGAAGUACCUCUCUUGGUUGGGUGAAUGUUCAUGAAGCCAUUUCUUGAACCAGCUUAGGAGGCUGAGGCCUCCUGGAGCCUGUGACAUGGAAGCUUUGGAAGUGGAUGAUAUCAGCCCGGCCUUAGAAGUUACAGAGGAGUUCUUUAGUACUUUGGAUAGUAAGCUAGAAAAGGCUGUGCAGCAAGCAGAGGUUUAUGGAAUCCAGGAAGUCCCUGAACUGGUGGGGCAUGAGGUACUCAGUAACAUCACAGACAGUGGUGCUAUGAGAAAUGUGGCCUCCCUGGGCAAGGGGGGCAUGAUUUGGGACCACUGUAAGAGCAGGCUCUUAGAAACCAAAGCUCAAAAUGUCUUCCCUGCCAAAGAACAGUUUAUGGUCCAGAAAGGGACGACCCCAGAUAAUCUUUCCUGGAUGGAACAAAAGGAAGCAUCGACCUUUAAUUUUUUCAAUAUCUGUCAGCGUCGGCGGGACCGGCCUCGUUCUGUAAACGAUUUACUGGAUGAGACCUCUACUUUCAAGCCAGGGCAUGCUCGAUCACGAUCAGAUAUUACCCAAGUGGACUGGAAGGUGGUCCUCAAAACCACACCUUUGCAGCAGCAGCAGCAGCAGUCUUCCCUUCAAGGCCUGCACUUUACCAGGCCAUCUUUUCUGUUGCCCUCACCAAGUAAGAUAGAAGAUGCUCAAGGAAAUACCGAACAUAAGCAGACAUUCCCAAACAUCCUAAAGAAGGGUUACCUGGAGAUUAGAAAGGACCAUGACAGUUACUGGCAAAGCUGUUAUGCAGAACUUUCACCUUACAACUUAUACUUCUACAGCCUCGACAGUAGUGGGAAUCAAAACCUCUAUGCCACGUACCAGCUUUCACACUUCCAGACCAUAUCUGUUUUAGGCAACCUGGAGGCCAGGAUGGUGGAUACAGUUCUAUAUGACAACACUCAGCUACAGCUAAAGGCAGAGUCACCAUGGGAGGCUUUGGACUGGGGGCAGAAGCUUUGGGAAGUCGUGCAUGCUGCUGUGCCUGGUUACAUGGGGCGGCAGAAUGAGCUGAGAAUCUCACCAGGGCUUGGCCAUCAUGAUGACUAUACACAGAAUCAUUGUUUACAGAAGAAAGCCAGUGGGCUGCUGCCACCGUCCCCUGUCCUGGAUAGCCCCAAACAGUACCAAAACAUCCUCAAAUCAGGGACUCUCUACAGGCUGACUGUCCAGAACAACUGGAAGGCAUUUACAUUUGUGCUGAGCAGGGCCUACCUUAUGGCUUUUCAGCCUGGCAAGCUAGACGAGGAUCCACUGUUGAGCUACAAUGUGGACGUGUGUCUGGCUGUCCAGAUAGACAACCUGGAUGGCUGUGACUCUUGCUUUCAAGUCAUUUUUCCCCAGGAUGUCCUUCGCCUCCGAGCCGAGACCCGGCAGAGGGCUCAGGAAUGGAUGGAGGCUCUGAAGACAGCUGCCAAUACAGUGAGGAGUUCAGAGCAAAACCUGCAAGUCACACUGAGGAGCAAACCCAAGGAUCAAAUGGGUGGGCAUGAACUCAGGAAGAGCAAACGCCAGUCUGUGACUACCAGCUUCCUGAGCAUUUUGACGACUUUGUCUUUGGAACGAGGACUUACUGCUCAGAGUUUCAAAUGUGCAGGCUGCCAGCGAUCCAUAGGCCUUUCCAAUGGGAAAGCCAAGGUGUGCAACUACAGUGGGUGGUAUUACUGCAGCAGCUGCCACGUGGACGACAGCUUUCUCAUCCCAGCACGCAUAGUCCACAACUGGGACACUUCAAAAUAUAAGGUGUCGAAGCAGGCCAAGGAGUUUCUGGAGUACGUGUACGAGGAGCCGCUCAUCGACAUCCAGCAGGAGAACGCCAUGCUGUACCACCACGCAGAGCCACUGGCUGCUGUGCUGCGGCUGCGGCAGCGGCUGAAAUCGCUCCGAGCCUAUUUGUUCAGCUGCCGGGCCGCAGUGGCAGAGGAUCUUCGCCGCAGAUGGAGUUUCGCUGUUGUUACCCAGACUGGAGUGCAAUGGCAUGAUCUCGGCUCACCACAACCUCCGCCUUCUGGGUUCAAGCAAUUCUCCUGCCUCAACCUCCCGAGUAGCUGUGACUACAGAAUCUUCCCCAGAGAAUACCUCCUUCAACAGAUCCACCUGUAUUCCCUUGCUGACCUGCAGCAGGUAAUAGAGGGAAAGCUGGCUCCAUUCUUGGGCAAGGUCAUUAAAUUUGCCACCUCACACGUGUACAGCUGCAGUCUUUGUAGCCAGAAGGGGUUCAUCUGCGAAAUCUGUAACAAUGGAGAGAUCCUCUAUCCUUUUGAGGAUAUUUCAACAAGCAGGUGUGAAAGCUGUGGGGCCGUUUUCCAUUCUGAAUGCAAAGAAAAGUCUGUCCCCUGCCCGAGGUGUGUUCGCCGAGAGCUGCAGAAGAAGCAGAAGUCUUUCUGGCAGAGACUGAACGUGGACGAGAGUCUAGAGGAGGCUUGCACCAUGUUUGAGCUGUCCUACCAGAACACCUGACUCAGGCCGACACAAGGCCCGGGAUUCACCGAUCAACAAUCCAUCAGCCCCAGAGCGGCUUCCUAACUAGCCAGUUAGACCCCUUUGGAAGAAGAGUAUGUCUCCUCUUCAGCUAGAUACAGAUAUAUAUAUUUAUUUAUAUAAACACAAAUACCUAUACGUCCCAUACUUAUGCUCUGUGUACCUCAUUGUCUAAAAGAUCUGCAGAACGUCUGUGGCUCAAGAAACUGCCAAUAGCUGGAUUACACUUAGCCAAGAAUUUCAGCUGCUUGCUCCCAGACAAAACGUGGUAUACACAAUGCUUUAUAGUUCCGACUUUUCUUUUUCUGUCUCUCGGGACAUUUUAUUAUCCGAGACGCAAGAAGCAGCAUUUCCUGCAGAAAACGGCGCUUUAGGUUAUUUUUGUGCUAUUUAUUUUUAGCCUCCACAGAGGUUGUGGUAACUGAGGCAAGCACCCAUCAUCAUCUGUUUCAUAAGAAAACCUUCAAAACACAAGAGACUCCUGGGUCCUUCCAGGACCUAGUGUCCCCGGCUCUCCCGCCUCAGUUCCUCCCAUGGAGGCGGGAAUCACCCAGGCAGAGCCGAAUGGCUGAAACAGGAGCCAAGCUCCCUCUGACAGAAAGCAUACACCCCUGAUUUAUGAGGAGAGCUGUUUCUGGUUUUGAAGUUAAUCUCAGAAGUUUUUUUUCCUGAGAAAAGAAGAAACCUCUGCGACCAAUAACUGCGUGUUGUCGGUCUGUUUCCUGGUACGAGUCCCAACACCCGCCUAACGACGUGACGCUCCACCGUGUUUUCCAGGCUGUCCACAUGGCUUUCUUAAAAAUGGUUUUCAGCGGGUGCCCAUAGGUGAUAUUUAUGAUGUUCUUCAUGAUGCUGGCCGGAGGAAAUGUCCUGGGAUUGUUGUUAAACGCAUCAGGGUAUAGACUGGUAGAUAAGGGUAUGUGGUAUGUUAUAUGGUAGUAUAUUCAAAGAGAGGGUCGUUUUCAUUUCUUUUCUCAGAAUCCUGCGUAGGCACUGCCUACCUAUUCAUUUUAAAUGCUUUAUGUCUCAUUGUUCUUCCUGCACUUUCAUUUCGACCUUUGUCAAUGUAACCAUUCUUGCUUUCUCAUUUUUUUUUUUUGUUAAAAAAUCAGAGUAGGCUGGGCGCAGUGGCCUGUAAUCCCAGCACCUUGGGUGGCCUAGGUGGGUAGAUCACCUGAAGUCAGGAGUUCUUGACUAGCCUGGCCAACAUGGUGAAACCCCAUCUCUACUAAAAAUACAAAAUAAUAUUAGCCAGGUGUGGUGGCAGGUGCCUGUAAUCCCAGCUACUCAGGAGACAGGAGAAUCACUUGAACCCAGGAGAGGGAGGUUGCAGUGAGCUGAGAUCACACCAUGCACUCUAGCCUGGGCAACAAGAUUGAAACUCCAUCUCAAAAAAAAAUCAGAGUAAUGUGGAACUUCAACUUUGGACUAUUAAGAAAAUACCAAACUUAACAAGUGUAAUUAAUGAAUUAGAUCUAAUAUUAUUUAAAUAAAUAUAUAUACAUAUAUAUAUAAUUGCUACCUUGAAGUGAAACAGAGUGCUAAAAUAAAUCAUAGGAGUCAGAAAGAGAACUGCUUUGCUAUUCGGCAGGUAGUGUUCCCCGCUGCAGUCCCCUUUGAAGAGCGUGUGGCAGUCACUGUGACCAAAACGGCAGGUAGGACAGCCAUGGGACCCUGGCAGCUCCCAUUCUUUCACCUUCACUCUCUCUAGAGCAGGAAAAUACGUUUAUAAUAAAACAGUUCUCAGUAGACUUUAUGAGAAGAGUCUAUAUCUUUCGCACUGAGGGAUGCCUUCUAUGCCUUUCAUGGUUUAGUAGUUUUGCAGCUAUUAGGAUUAGUGGCGCACAAAAUACUUGGUACAUUCAACCGCAUUGCUCCUUUCCCCACACUCCUCUCCCCUGAGAACCCAACUUACAAUACUUCGUCCAUCUAGAGAUGUGACAUUUCAGACUGACUUUGGUGCAGUUAGAUGUAAGCAUUUUCCCUCUCAACCGCGCCAGUUCCUUUGGCCCCAGACCACACAUUUCACCUUAACAGCUCAGCACCAUGCAUGCAUUUAUUUUCUGACUAUACAGUAGCCACAACCAAGGCUUGAAAACUUGUUAAAAGGCCAGGGCCCUAUUCAUGAGACGCCUCACGGUGCCUUUUACCCUUACAAAAGCAGGUUGACUUUUCCCCCACUCUACUUAAAGAGAAUGUUGGACACAAAAGAAAAAGGGUGGAAAAUCUCAGACACUUGGCAAACAGGCAAACAAAUUUGAUCAUCUCCUUUCCUCCUCCCCUUGGUAAAAUACAGUAUUUAUAUUUUCCAGCCUCAGAGAAGAUAGCAGAACAUGAUCUUUCACAAGAGAAUUAUAGACCUGCUUAUUAUAAAACAGAUGUGCUCCCAUGGCAAAGUGCCUUCUCCCUCCGCCCCCAGCUCCCUGUCACUGUAGCUUACUUUUGCCUUCACUGUAAUUAAUGUAUCCGUGAUUCCAACUGUCAGCCAGGCCAUUCCCAGCACACUGCUUUUGGAGACCUGAAGUGCGGGGCCAUCUCCUCCCCUUCUAACAUGUUUGUCCUACGAACAGAAUUUCCUCUCCCAACUCACAGGCACCCAGGGUCUACCUGCUGAGAGUCAAGGGUGAAAUUCUGGAUCCCUGAUCCAAACAUCUUUUUUUUCACCAUAUUUAGAGGGCCCUGCUAAAUAAAAGCAGUCCCUGUGAACUCCUAAGGAAGACUUUCCACCCACAUCAUUUUCUGCUUAUUUUCAAAAGGAAAACAAAAAUCAAUGUGUUAUCACCAUCAGCUACCCAGAGCUGGAUCCAUGGCCAGCUGCUUCGGAUUCCUCUCCGUUUCGUAAAACCCUGACAGCUUGGUCGGUGCCGGCCGCAGGCCUAUGACAUUCUCUGCCACCACCACCAAAAUCUGAUGAGUCAGAGUGGAGCCAGCUUGGGAGUUGGGUCUGCCAUGAAAAUUCAGAAUUGCUGUUUUCAGCCCAGAGUGUCUUGGUACACAUGAACGCCCCUUCUGUUUUCAACUCUUAACAAAUUACUUGGUGCACUCUUAGGUAAUGGUUCCACUGCUUAGAAACUGUCGAAACAAAAGCAAAUCUGUGGAUUACCACCUCUUUCAGACCAAACUAAUACCUGCUUUUCCUCGUGUUCCAUUUUUCAUCCCAUCUUAAAUAUCUUGCACAUAAAACAUAUGAAAAAAAUGGCCAAUUAAUCUCCUGGAGCUGGCAACUGACUCCGGGGAACAGCUUUUUGCUGAAAGGCCCAUUCCCUGGUGUAUCACUUGAGGAAAUCCCUCCUAAAAGUGCCAGAAACUCAUGUGUGAGAUCGUCCAACCCUGGUGAAAUGUUGGCAUCUAACCCCGCAGUAAAGCAGCCAGUUCCGAAAAUAGACCUCAUUUUGCACCACUGCAGGAAGGCCGCAAAGUACUUAAAAAGCAGUCAACUGGAAUGGGAGUAGUGUUCUUUCCAGGGCCGCUUUUUCCAAAGCUAAAAGCCUCUUUAUAUGAAAACCAUGUAAACUCUGAGCGGCCCCCUUUGCCUCCCUGCCUUUUGUAGGGACUACAUCAUAGUCAUUUGAACGUCUGUAGUGCUAAAGGGUCAUCUAGUUAGGAGCUUUAACAUUGCAUUCGCUGAGAGGGUCAUCACUUUUUGAUUCUUCUAGAGUAGUCCUCCACCAAGAAGGGAAUACGUCUAAUACUUGGGAUCUGUGGUUUGCAACACAGUGGUAUCCCUCAGACUCCUGAAAAGGGACUGUGCCGUGACUUACUUCCAGUUGCAGUGAGAUCCGAGGUGUUUACAUCACCCUAGGUGCCGAAUGCAGCCUUUGCUAAGCUAGAGUACGUCCUUUGAUGGAGGCUGGCCUCUGUUUUUGUCUCUGUGUGUCUGUCGUGUGUACACACUGAACAUGGACUAUUUUCUGUGCCUCCUCAAAGAGGCUUGGCUUCCAAACCUGGAAGUUUGUUCUCUACCCAUUGGCCAAAAAGGCCGUCCAUAAAUUCAUAUAUCCAGGUGGGACUAGCACGAUGCCAGGCACACUGAACACUUUCUGCAGAGGGGCUUGAUCAGAGGAAGUAAGCUCCUCCUGUAGCGUCAAGCCAAUGCUGUCGCUCAUGUUUUUGUGCAGAAUUAUUCAUCUCCAUUGAUCUGACACACUCUCUUGAAAUCACUAGAUUAUGAAGCAAAUGUUCACCUCCUGAUUCCAGUACUUCCUGGUUUCAACACAAGGUUAUUUUAUUUUUUUACUCUCCCUAGUAAAUAGAGAUGUGUAUAAUUUUUGCCCAUUUGAUUUCUUGAGUUUUCUGCCCCGCUUCUUUUCUUACUCUGAAAUAACAUGAAAAUACGGAGACACUGGAGCAACACUGAGAGCCCCUCCCUCCUGGAUGAACUGAAUCUAUAGCUGCACUCUCCAGUCUCCCUUGCCUCCGAGUCACUUGUUAGGAUGGGCAUUAGGCGCUUCAUAUGUUGCACACCCCGUGUGACUCUUCCGACCCUGAGUCAAGUAGAACUAACUGCUCAAGGUCGAAUCCAGUGACCGGUGAAUAAGCUCUACUCAGUUAAUGUAAAUAGACCAGUGUUGAUUUCUACCAUGUGGAAUGGUGUUUCGACAAUUAAAUUUAGCACCCAGCAGUCUCCUUAUUGGUAAACGAUUCUGAUUUCAUUGGGCUCAAAAAUCUCUGACUCAAGGGUCUUUCCUUAGUGUAUUUUAAUGGGUGCAUGGCUGAGGUAAAAUCCAAUUCAUUGUUAAACUCUAGGUAAAAUGGUAUGGGAUACCCUCUUAAGCAUGCCAGUGGUUGUCAGUUUUAUUUAAAGUAGGUUCCAGUCGGCCAGGCUUUGGUGGCUCAUGCCUGUAAUCCCAGCACUUUGGGAGACUGAGAAGGGCAGAUCACUUGAGGUCAGGAGUUUGAGACCAGCCUGACAAACAUGGCAAAAACACAGAAAUUAGGCCGACUGUGGUGCCUCACACAUGUAAUCUCAGCACUUUGGGAGGCCAAGGUAGGUGGAUCACUUGAAGUCAGGAGUUUGAGACCAGCCUGGCCAACAUGGUGAAACCCCAUCUCUACUAAAAAUAUAAAAAUUAGCCAGGUGUUGUGGUGCAUGCCUGUAAUCCCAGCUACUUGGGAGACUGAGGCAGGAGAAUCACUUGAACCCAGGAGGUGGAGUUUUCAGUGAGCCGAGAUCGCACCACUGCACUCCAGCCUGAGCAACAGAGCAAGACUCCUUCUCAGGAAAAAAAAAAAUGUAGGUUCCAAAUGAUCAUGUUAUGUGACUUUGUCCUGGUAAAGGGCUGCUGAUGUGAUGGAAGUCAUUGCUAGACUCAAUUGAGACAACUGCUAUUUUGCUUUGGAUUCUCCUUGUGAAAAGAGAAGCCACUAGCCGCUCGUCUUGUUAGAAAGUUCUUGAAUGAAGCCAGUUGUUGCCCUGGGUAGAAGAUUCAGGCACUUACAGCAACUCAUAGCAACUUCUAACUCUUAGGAGAGCUCCCUCCUAUUGGCUGUGAAGCUGCAAACCAGCCUCUUUCUUUUCCCCGAAUCUCCCUUGCCCCUAGUUCUGAGCCCAGCCCAGAGGCUCAGCUAAUAAACCAGCUAGUGGACAACUGGGGCCUGUGGCUCCUUCUCCAUGUUGGCCUUCCCUUGUGUCUCUUGUCCCUGUAGGAGUGCCUUAUAGUCCUGUCUCCUGCUUCUAGUCUAGUCUAUCUGAACCACCUGAAGCCUGCAGGACCUUUCAACUAAAUCUGCAUCCCUCUGCUUCUUCCCUGCUGGCUACUCUUCAUAUAGAUGCGCUUGGAGCCUGUGCAUUCCAUGACGCAUGUCGGACUUUUCACCUUGUUCAACCCGGUGUGCCUUAACCUCAGGAGUAAAAGGAAUCAGGUUGGAGACACGUGGUUAAAGUAGAAUGGUGCAAACAUUGGCUUCUUAGUGCCAUUAGCAGUUUUACCAGGAAAUGCAAAAGAUGCAACCACAUAGUGUUUUCCCUUUGUUUUAUGCUGCUCUUAAAUCCCUCUUCUUGUUUGUUAGCUUUCAUUAACCAAACUCAGGGGAAUGUCACGAUGUCACCAAGGCCAAUGGGUAGAGAAAUAAAAUCCAGCCAUCCAGAAUUGAAUCUGUAAAGUCAGUGAACUUAGCCUUUUUAGGUUCAAAAUUACACAAACACAAGGAUUUUCUUACCCUUCACCUUUCAAAAGUUUUCUUUUUAUUUUGCCACCUGUUUUCCAAAUAAGAAGUGGGAAGCCUUUUAGAUAAAUUGUGAUAAAAAUGUCUCUUUGUGUGAUGUGCACAGUCCACUGAGCUAUCAAAUUAGGCUUUGGCUGCUGGAGGCCUAGGUUCUAGCUUUGACCACCUAUCAGAAUCUUACUGUUACACUGGGCACGGUGGCAUGUGCCUACAGUCCCAACUAUUUGGGAGGCUGAGGUGGGCAGAUUGCUUAAGCCCAAGAGCCUAGGCAAUAUGGUGAAACCCAUCUCAAAAAACAAAGAAAAAAAGAAGUUGAGUCUUACUGUGAAUAGCUUCUAGCCUACCCUAGAAAAUAUAUAUUUUAAAUCUGUUUCUUAGGAAUAGUAGCUAAAAGAAGGAAUCAUCACAGGAGGGAAAGUAGCUGGCCAAGUAGCUCACGCCUGUAAUCCCAGCACUUUGGGAGGCCAAGAUGGGAGGAUCACUGGAGCCCAAAGGUUCAAGGGGCCAGUCUGGACAAGAUGGCAAGAUCCCCAUCUCUUAAAAAAAUAAUAUUUUUUUUUUACGGAGAGAAAAUGCUUAGGCUGCAAAUGGAGAGUAUGGAACAUGGUGAUGUAAAAAACUUCUGCACAACUUGUUCUCUAGCUCCUGGGUCAGAUCUAUGCCAUUUUUUCUUAUUUCUGCUCACACACGACAGAAAUGUCUAAAAUUUUGGGUCUGGGCUGUUAUGUCACUUGCGUUAAGUUAUUUGUAGUAUCUACUGUGCUAACUUAUAUAUGUGUUCUUUCUGUUUUGGGGAUUUUAUUACCUUUUGUUUCGGCAUAACUUAUCUCUAUUUUUGUUUACAUUAUUUUAAAAAUAUCAGUAACUGUAAUAAUAUAAAAUUGAAAUUGUAUUGUUGACAAUACCUCUAGUUUUUAAGGCCAUCUGUCACAUAAUUUAAGUGCACCAGUUCCUAAUGUAUAAAGUUCUCUCUCUCAAUAAACAAUGCAGAAAGUA
Messenger RNA from Callithrix jacchus (white-tufted-ear marmoset), 10383 nucleotides. It is a transcript of the gene PLEKHM3, whose product is annotated as pleckstrin homology domain containing M3. Lineage: Eukaryota; Metazoa; Chordata; Mammalia; Primates; Cebidae. The record is from RefSeq and is a predicted model, not a curated record.